Brassica rapa (field mustard) is the source of this 4337-nucleotide messenger RNA. RefSeq lists its product as uncharacterized. Lineage: Eukaryota; Viridiplantae; Streptophyta; Magnoliopsida; Brassicales; Brassicaceae. The record is from RefSeq and is a predicted model, not a curated record.
UCUACUCAUUAACUGGCAGGGGCUUCUCUCGGUUCUUCAAAGAUAUCUGUCUGGGAAAGACAGAGCUGCGAUUCCAGCUUCGAUGAGUUGAUAAGACAUCAAAUUCUUAAAUCUGCGAUUUUUAUACAUUACGAUUUGAUUCCAGUUACUCAUAGCAGAUGAUAUCAACUUCCUAAAACGUUUUCUUAUGUCCUUACGGUUCACUGUGUGAUUCAUGGGUACAGUUUUUGAGAAGAAUGUCUUGCGAUGAUUUGAUCUUGAACGUGUCUAUCAGUUUCAGAAGUUCCAUUUUUGAUGAGUUAUUCAGGUUGAUGUCACGACUGGACUUAAUGGUGGACUUCUCCGAGUUUGUUUUCUUUAUGUACCGUGAGAAUGGAAAUGAGAGUAUAAGUAAGAGCUUUUGUUCUUUUGAAUCAUUGUUUUGGUUACCCUCCGCAAGAAUAUGUUGCAUUAUGACAAUAGAGAUAAUGCCAAAGAUCCACUCAUUGUUGUACACUGUAGGUGCUUGCCCUGUCUUCAUAGAUGAAUUUGUUGAGCAUAUGUACAGAUUAUUGCCGCUGCGACACGGGAUUAAGAAGUGUUCCAGGCUUAAAGAGAAAAAAUCUUAAGACGAUGAAGAAGAAGUAUCAAAAACUCAAUACUCUUAUCCGUGGCCAGUCGCCAUACUUGAAACGAAUAAGAUCAGACAAGUGUCCAAGAUGUUCAUUCAAGUCGUAUUGCGUGAUCGAGUGGAAUCGCUCACAAACGUUUGUGAGUCAUUGCUAAUAUGAUAAGUACUUAUAGAAGCGUAAUUAAGAUGCUUUUGUAAAAAAAAAAAGUUGUCAUCUAAGUAAAUUGGUUGAAUUCUGAGAGGAUUAAUGCUUAUUUUUUAUAAGAUUUGGGAGAAAACCAUGGAUUUCCGUAGUCUAGAUCAAUGUUUGAUAUCUGCUAGCACCAAGGUGAAAUUUUUUGAUGGUGAUGAUCCAUUGACCGAGUAAGUUUCAGGCAGUGAUUUUUGAGAAGCAGCAGUUGGACGUGAUUCUCCCGAGGAUUUUGAUGAAAUCAUUUAUGUGAUACAUCUACACUAUAUCAUAAUUUAACAAAAGAAAACAUGAAAAAAUAGUUUGAUAUGAUAAUUCUUUGGAAAAACAACAAAAAAUUCAACUACCAAACGACACUAUAUCAUAAAGAAUUUAGGAAUUUCAUAGAAACAUAUUUAGGGAAAUAAAAAAAGCAGAAUAAAAAUAAAGUAAUAAGGAAAAAAUAUACAGAAAAUUACCUUGAUAUAUAUGCUAAUUUUUGGAAAAUUAACAUAAAAUAUAUUAGCUAAUGUUAUAUCUAAAACUUUGUCAAAACAUACAGAUUGGCACAUCCUCAUACAAACUGAUGAUGGAUUACACAAGUUUGGUAUUAGUAAGACUAAAAAAAAACGUAAUCUAAUUUACAAUAAUAUAAUUCUUUAACAUUUUAUGAUUUAUUAAGGAUAACUUUCUAAAAAAAAAUUGAAUGAAUGCAAAUUACAUCGUAUCUAUUGGGAGUCUUUUAGAUACAUAUAUGUGUCUAAUAAAUAUAACAUAAUCAAACAUGAUGAGUAUUGACUACAUACAAAAAUAAAUAAAAAAUAUACAUGAAUAAAAUUAUUCAAAAUACUGUAACAGUAGAUUUAUAUGCAUCAUACGAUCUAUAUAAUAUUUUAAAAUAUAAUAUUAUUUUUUAUAAUCUAUAAAUAUAUUUAAACGAAGAAACCAAUUGUCAAAAAAAAUUUACUUAAGCAAAAAUAAAUAAUUUUCAAACUUUGGUUCUAGCAUCAAACUUCUGUUCACUUUAAUUUGUUAUAAUUGUGUAAAUAUUGAAAGAAGCUAUUAAAUACUUCUACACAAUUUUAGGGUUCAUAUAAAUAACUUAAAAACAAACUAAAUGAAUAAAAGAAAAUAACAUAAAAUAAUAAACUAAUCAGUUUCUAUAUAAAUAUUAUUAAUAAUAUUACUUCAUAGUAAUACAACCAGAGUAACCUACAGAGUCAGCAACAAAUGCCAAUGCUUGAUUACACCAAUAAACAAAAAUCUGACGAUAAAAAGGCUCUAAAUUACUACUAUGUCUCAUAUUAUAUGAUAUGUUGGUCAUAAAACUAAUCAAUAUUUAUUUAAAUAUUACUAAGAAUAUACAUUUAAAAUGAGUUAACCAAUAAAAUAGUAUUAUUAGUUAACAAAAAUUUGAAGAAAGUUAAAAAUAUCAAGACAUCUUACAUUUUCAACCUUCAAAUUUUCUCUAGAAAGUUUUACAUUAUGAAACUGAAAGAGAGAUAAUUAAAAUUUAUGAACAAAACAAAAAUAAAGUAAGCUAUUAAGUUAAAGGAACGUUUUAAAUAAAAAUGAAUAAAAAGUUUUAUAAAGUAACAAAAAUUGAAACACAUGGAAAAAGAUCAAUGUAAAAUAAAAGGGCAGAAAAAGCAUGUAAAAGUAGUUUUUUUUUUUGUCAUCAACAACAGACUCAUACUGACUCUGUGAACCACUCCGGUAGAUGUUGAUCCAUGUGAACGACAAACGACGGUUGUUUCCUGACACUGCGUGCUAGGCUAUCCGCUCUUGAAUUUUGCGUUCUUUUCAAGAGCGGAUAGCCUAGCACGCAGUGUCAGGAAACAACCGUCGUUUAUCGUUCACAUGGAUCAACAUCUACCGGAGUGGUUCACAGAGUCAGUAUGAGUCUGUUGUUGAUAAAAAAAAAAACUACUUUUACAUGCUUUUUCUGCCCUUUUAUUUUACAUUGAUCUUUUUCCAUGUGUUUCAAUGUUUUUAACUCUAAAUAUUUUAUUGUCUAUGUGGAUGUGGAGUUACCCGAUUGGUUUGUAGAAUAUAAUGAAUUUUUUAAGUUGCUGACAGAAAAAAUAAAAUUUAUCAGUUAAAUAAAAGACAAAUAAAAAAUAUACACAAUAUUAAGUAAUUAGUUUUUGUUUUUAAGUUAAUAAAAACAGAUAGAAUAGAUAAUGAUGAUUUUCUUUUCAUCACUGCAUUAUUAGACUAACGUUCUUAAAUAUAUAUAAUUUGCGCAUGUGUUACAAAAUAUUUAGAUUCCAACUCACGUUGGAAAACAUAAAGAUAUUCUUUUCCUAAUCAUAAAUAGAUAAAUUGUUUAAACUACUAUUUUUUGGUAUAAUUUUCAAGUUUAUUUUAACCAUAUUUACCUUUAGUUUUAAAGGGAUAAAUUGACAUUUAUGUCCCUAGGAUUAACUAAUAUAGAAUUUAAGUUUAGAUUUGAGGGAAGUUUUGGAGGAUGGAGUUUAUAAUUUUUAAAAAUAAAUAAACUAAUACUAAAAUUUUAUUUCUUAAAAUUAUAUCAAAAUAAUUAAAAAAUUUAAAAACAAACUUCAAAAAGAAAAUUUGAAAAACAUAUUUUGCAAAAAAUUAUAAAAUUUUGAAUAUAAAAACUUAUAAUUCAAAAAUUAUAAAAAAUAAAAAAAAUUAUUUAAAUAGUAAUUUAUAUUUAUGUAUCUAUAAAAUAAGGAUAUACAUGUCUUUUACCUCUUUAACGAAGAAAGUAUUUGGAAAAUAUCUUUUCAGUGAAAGUAAACAUGAAUAAUAGUAUAAACAAUGUGGUAAACUUGAAAUUCUCCCUCAUAAAUACUACAUUUAGCAAUUCUAUGAAAUUUAUGUAUUUUUAUUAUCUUAGUUUGUAUCAUUCCGAAAGUUGAAAGAUAUUUAAGAUUUAAUAAUAUUUUCAAGUUUAAAAUAUAGUAAUUAGCUAAAAUAUUAUAGAAAGUAAGAACAAAAAAGUAUUUACUUUGUUUUCAUUUGGAUUAUGAAACUAAUAUUCAAAACAUAUGUAAUUUGCUAAGCGUAUAUACCUAAAUAAAAUACAUGUAGCAAUAUGGUGAUAGCUCACAACUAGGAAUGUCUACAAGAGUCAGUAAAACCAUUCUGGAAAUCCUUUUGCAUUUGUAGCAAAUUUUAUAGUAAGCUUUGAUGCAUAAGAAUUUUUAUAAUCCCUCAAUGAUCGAUCUCAAACGAAUUGUUCUGACUUUAAUAUCUAAUGAUUGAUUUCUAAGAAGCAAGCUUAGAACUUAAAGCAAAUAGGUUGUUCUUAAGCUCUUGGAUGAUUCACUUUUGACAUGACACAAAUUCUUUGUGGGCACUUAUCGUGAAGAUGUGGAUCGUAACCAAGAAUUUAUGUUCAAUCAGCUGCAAUUCAUAAGUAAUCGGAGAUUAAAGUUUUCAUGGUGGCAAAUAUAUCACUUAAAUAAAAAAUUUUUAAAAAAAAUAUAAACUUAGCAGUCAGAUACAUACUGACUAAUAAUUCUUAUUUGCAUCGAAAGCUAUCAUUCGCUUCAUUAUCAAUCACACAGUUUUACUUUGACACAACAA